AUGUGCUACAUCUGGCUCUGCGAACGCAGGGAGAUCGAGAGGGCCCUGAAGUACAGCUUCGAGGUCAACCAGCCGCAGUUCAUGAACUUCAGUGACGUGACGCUGCGAGUGGCCGUGAACCGCCACUUGCCGGACGAAUCUCAACAGUGGCCCGACGACGAGAUGGUGUGCAUGCAGCGGGCCGUGUUUGUCCGCUUCCGGCAGCAGCAUCUGGCGGACCCCGCCAAGGCUUCCGCCUUCAAGUCGUACGCCGGAGCCUACCUGGUCUGGUACCUCGCACCCUACUCGUCGCCCUACCUUACGCGCUCGCUGAUGACCGACAUGGGUGCCCAGGGCCAAGAAACGGACUUCGUUCGCCAGAGAUGCUCGAGCCUUGUGCAGAACACGCUGACGCUUGCCUUCUGGAAAGCCAGGCAGGAAAAGGUCACUCGGGUAGCAAGGAAGGUCGCGUUCGAGGCGUACGCGUCUCUGCGCUCUAUCUUGCUGACCAUGGUUGCCCGUUACGACACUGAUGUGGCCGAGCACAUGUCCGACUUCAUCGAGACCCUCUCACUGAACGUUUACAACAUGUCGCUCGGAUGGGACGUGCUGGAGAGGAUCUACCGGUUCGUGCCGACAGCGCGCGGAACGUUUGUUCAGAUGUACGAGGAGCUGGAAAAGUACAAGUCGGCCCUGUUACGGCGAUCGAUUCGGAGGCCCAACAGCAGCUACGUGUACGUGCCGCAGUUAUCCGAGGUGCGCGCCUACCGACUGCUCGCGGCUCGAGAGAUAUAUGUGCCCCUCUCGAGCCAGCUGUGGCCGCUCUUCGACGUCGACUACCCGCUGCCGGUGCUCAUGGCUGGCUUCGGAUGGCACACUGCGCGCGGCCUUGUUGAGAUGAUAUACUACACCUACUUUGUUGACAGCAACUUCCAGAAGAUUCCAAAUGAGCGGAACGUAUUCCCUGCGCCCCUGAGACACGCCAUGGAACACUUCCAGGAGGAUCUGCGGGGAGCUAUUCGGCGAAGCGAGAACACAACGCUGCCGGAGGCCGAACUCGACAGCGCAACCAUCGAGGCUAUAGCCCUCCUCCUCGCUCACACAGCAUCCAAAGCGCCUACACAGAAUACCACUGGCACAGCUCCUCCGCCUGAACCCGAGAGACACAGGUGCGUUGAAAGCCCUCCUAGAUACGGCCCGGAUGAUUGGGCAAGCAACAGUCAACAGGCGUACUUCGCGGACAUCCCGUCCGAGCAGCUGUUCUUCCUGCUCAGCUGCUUCCGCCAGUGCAACCAGAAGCCCGGAAUGCUCCAGCGACUUCAUUGCAACCAGCUUCUGCCGAGGCUCCCGGGGUUCAACGAUGCCUUCGACUGCAAGCCAGGCGACCGCAUGUUUGUCGGAAAGGACGAUUUGUUGAAGCGGCGCGCGGCCAGAGAGACUUACCGUUACAACAGCAGCUCUUGCGAUGUCGGCAGUGCGGCUACAGUAGUGUGA
Rhipicephalus sanguineus (brown dog tick) is the source of this 1473-nucleotide messenger RNA. RefSeq lists its product as uncharacterized. The record is from RefSeq and is a predicted model, not a curated record. The coding region runs from base 1 to 1473 and encodes 490 amino acids. NCBI's taxonomy places the organism in Eukaryota, Metazoa, Arthropoda, Arachnida, Ixodida, Ixodidae. Gene Ontology annotation, molecular function: metallopeptidase activity. The transcript is spliced from 3 exons.